This is a messenger RNA of Diabrotica balteata, 420 nucleotides long. The record is from the annotation of a GenBank genome assembly. NCBI's taxonomy places the organism in Eukaryota, Metazoa, Arthropoda, Insecta, Coleoptera, Chrysomelidae.
AUGAGUUCUGGUAGCAUUUGUUAUAAGUGCAAUCAACCUGGUCAUUUUGCUAGGGAGUGCUCACAGCCAGGAAGCGGUAGAGAUUCUGGAAGAGGCUCUUUCAGUAAAAGUUGUGACAAAUGUCACAAGUGCAACAAAAUGGGUCACUAUGCACGUGACUGUAAGCAGGAAGCUGCUCGUUGUUGUCGUUGCUAUGGGGAAGGACACUUUGCCAAGGAUUGUAUGCAAAGUCCAGAUAUGCCGUCCUGCUACAAUUGUAGAAAACCAGGACAUAUUACUCGCAGUUGUCCAGAAGCAGGUGGGGACAUGUCCUCUAAUGACACUUGCCACAACUGUCAAAGACCAGGACAUAUUUCGAGAAAUUGCCCUGAGAGCACAAAAAUAUGCUACUUGUGUCACAAACCAGGUCAUCUGAAAUGA